CCUCCCAACUCCGUUCAUUCUCAUCCUACUCCCCGGCUGGAAAAAUGGCUGCUUCAGCGGCGGCGCAGGGCUCAAACCCCGGUCUCUGCCCCAGUUUCGCAGUGGUCUGCUCGUUCCUGGAGCGCUACGGACAAGCCCUGGACCUCCCCGAACUCACCUUUCCGCAGAUGGAGAGGUAUCUCCGGGACACAUCGACAGUUCCCAAGCCACUGGUGGAGCUGCAUGUCAAGCUGCUGAGGAAGCUUGGCAAGUCUGUGUCUGCAGACAAGUGGGAGAGGUACCUGGCUAAGGUAUGCCAGGACAUCAACAGUAGCUGGGCCUGGGAGCUGGAACACAAGGGAUACCAGGAGAUGAGCAUGGAGUGCAAAACCAGCAUCCUCAAAUACCUGUGUGAGAUCCAGUUUGAUGACAACCUGAAGUUCAAGAUGUUGGUGAACGAGGAGGAGGCAGAGGCGAUGAGGCUGCAGCCGUUGGGCAGAGACAGACAGGGCCUGAUGUACUGGCUGCAGACUGACGCCCAGCACAACAUCCGCCUGUACACAGAGGAACAGGACGACUGGGACGGAUCCACCUGGAGAUGUAUCGUCAGAACCCGGAAUGACUUAGCCGAUGCUUUGGACCUCCUGAAGACCCAGCUGGACUCAGAACACAAGGAGAAAGAGGAGGGAGAGACAGAGAAAGAGAUGGACAGAGAGAAGAAGAGAGGGUCCAACUGUGCCAAACCUGUGGAGAGGGGGAGAAGAGACGAGGAGGGCGAGGCUAGAGGAGAGGUAAAGGAGGAGGAAGAGGAGGAGGCAAGACAGAAGAGGAAGGCUGAGGAAGACAAGAAGAAGAGUAAAGAGAGCGAGAAGGAGGAGGAAGAGGAGGCUAAGCGAGAGAAGAGUAGAUCCUCUCCCUAUCCAGAAUCCACAAGUACGGACGACAACAUGGUGUCUUUAGCAGAGAAGGAAAACCCAACCAAGCUUGAACCGGUAGUCUCAGUGAAGGAGGAAAACAUUGCAGUUGAGAUUAAGGAAGAAAGGGAGAAGAAAAAACGAGGUGAGAAAGAAGAGGGAGAGAAACAGAGCUGGAGGAAGGAGGAGAGGUCAGAAGUGAUUGACAACAGAGUGAGCACCAUCACCGCGCUCGUCAAAGAGGAGCCCCAAACGCUUAGCAACUCCCCUAGCAAUGCUGUCUCCGUCGUCAUGGCGCCCGUCUUGGCAACAAUGAAACAGGAAGUUCCUCCUGUGAAGGAGGAAGCGGAGCGGGCCCUGAGGACCGACCAGCAGGCCAAGAUGCCACUGAAGAAGAGAGAGCUCUUUGGCGCCAACCGUCACCAUAUCAACACACAUCACAACAACAAUGACAUGCACAGUAACCAACACAACAACAACAGCCAUAGCAGCAGUACUAGCAGUAGCAUCAUCGUCCGUAACCCUUCAGUAACACAUACCAGGGAGGAGCAGCUGGGGAGGCAGUCAGCUCCACCUGGGGGCCUGGCUGUCCCACUGCCAGAGGAGCUGACCAAUGGGGGGGCUCCCCUAAAUGGGCUUGGAGGGCUCAUAGGGGGUAUAGGUCAUGUGGGGGUCAUCUGCAGGCCGGUCUCGCAGCAACAAGAUGGCGGAUCGGUCUGUACGGAGAGAAUCAGACCAGGGUCAGAAGAGGGGGAGGAGAGGGCCAGAGCUCCAGACAAGGAGAGGAGCAGGCAGUCAGUCCUGGAGAGGUUAGGAGAGGAUGGAAGAGAGAAAGCGAGGGAGAAGUUAGAUGGAGACCAGUCUGGAGAGAGGGAUGACAACCCGAAAGAGAAAAAGACCAACCUCCAUGUGGAGAAAAGCGAGGGAUGCCAUGGAACAGAGGAAGAGGGGAAGAAGAAGAGUGCCUCAGGAGAGAAGGAGCAGGAGUCAGAGAGCAGCCAGACUGUAGAAGGACAGAAGGUUCAGGAGGACCAGGGAGAGGCCCUCAGCACAGACACACUAACCCAUGCCGGGGUGAGGGGAGCUGGGCAUGGAGCAGCAGACCGGCUGGGUCCCCUGGAGGCCUCCUCUGAGCUGCAGAAAGAAGGGAUCAGGCUGAAGAUAAAGAUCCCUCCCAACCAGAGGAGAGAGAAUGUGAGAGAGGAGAAGGGGGAGGAGCAGGGAGAUGGGAGGUCUCUGCGGAGAUCGGCUCGUAUCUGCAGACCCAGCCCAAACAAGGUGGAGAGCCAAGACGCACCACCAGUAGUGAGGGAGGAAGAAGAGGAGGAGAAGACUGCUCAAUGGCAAAAGAAGAGAGCAAACCCUGAGGGACAAAGCAGGACUGUAAAGAGCAGACGAAGACAACGAGGCACCCGCUGGUCAAACACUCGAGCGAAGAAAUGCAAACCGAAUGAGGGAGGAGAGGAGGGGGAGGAGAGAGGGAGGGAGGAGGAGAGAGGGAGAGAGGGAAGUGGUUGUGACUCAGAUGACUCUGGCCAAUCAGAGGAGACGCCUAAUGAAGAUCCCUGCAGCCACUGUGGACUCCCCAACCACCCUGAACUGAUCCUGCUGUGUGAUUCAUGCGAUAGUGGUUACCACACCGCCUGUCUCAGACCCCCUCUCAUGGUCAUACCUGAGGGAGAAUGGUUCUGCCCGCCCUGCCAACACAAGCUGCUGUGUGAGAGACUAGAGGAGCAGCUGCAGAAUCUGGAUUGCGCUCUGAAGAAAAGAGACCGAGCUGAGAGGAGGAGGGAGCGUCUGGUGUAUGUGGGAAUCAGUGUGGAGAACAUCAUUCCUCAGGAAGGGGAGGAAGAGGAGGAGAAACAGGCAAAGAAGAAAGAUGCAAAAAAGACCAAAAACCUGGGAAGGAGAUCUACCAGAACCAGGAAGUGUAUCAGCUACAGGUUUGAUGACUUUGAUGACGCCAUUGAUGAAGCCAUCGAGGAAGACGUCAGAGAUGCGGAUGGAGGAGGAGUGGGGCGGGGUAAGGACAUGGCCACCAUCCUAUCAGAGGAGGGGAAAGAGAAACAAGGACCAACCACAGCUCUGGCCCCUCCCACCAGGAGCAGGAAGAGGCGGAGACUCAACGACCUGGAGAGCGACAGCACGGCUGCAGAGAGCGAGGAGGAGUUUCAGCUCAGUGCCAGUACGGAGGAGGAGGAGUUUGUAGCGUCAGGUGAUGAGGAAGCAGCCAGUGAUGUGGACAGCUUUGUCAGCGACCCGGGCUUUGUAAGCCAGUCCACACGGGCACAGAGACAGGCACCUAAACAGAGAACCACCAGGACCUCCAGGACCGCAGCAAAGUGCAAGAAACGCCCACGCAGACGGAGGAGAGGAUGGGGGAAGGAGGAGGAGGAGAGUGAAGAGGAAGAGGAGAUGGAGACCAGUGAUUUCAGUGACAGCGAUGGGGACAGGAAGAGGUGUGGUUUAAGGCGGGGCCGGAAGAGGGAGGUGAACUACUGCGAGACGUCGGAAUCUGAGGGUUCCCAGGCAACCACCAAUAAGGACAAGGCCAAACCCUGCCGCCGUCGUCUCUCCAGCUCAAACAGCGAUGAAUCCUCCCAUUCCAGAGAGUCUGAGGAGGAAGAGAAGAGAAGGAGGGGAAAGAGGCGGAGAGAAGAGGUGGAGGAGAGUAGAACAAGGGGAAAGAAGAGGGGAGGAGAGAAGAUGGGCAGAGGGAAGCAGAGGGAGGUGUUGAUAGAACAGCGGAGGAAACGUCUAGCUCUGCUGAAGAAAUGCAGAUCCUCCACUAAAGAUGAUGAGGAUGAUAAUGAUGAAGGGGAAUCGGAGUCGUCAUCCGAGGAAGAUCGACCUAUCCGCAAACGACUUAACCGCAUCGACUCUGAUGAAGAGGAGGAGAAAGAGGGAAAAAAUAAGGAGGAGGAUGAGGAGGAAGAAGAGGAGGAGGAGGAGGAGGAGAAGCUGAGAAAGCCGUCGUCAAAAGACAAGGAAUCAAACAGCCCUAACGGACAGCAGGCCUCUAGAGGCUCAAUGAAGCCUGGGGCUGAGAGCGCAGCCUUACCCAGGGACAGAGCAGCCAGAGCUGGGCAGAACGGGUCUAACAGCCCCCCACCUCCUGACCAGUCAGACGCAUGAUGACAUACAGACUGUUACUUUUAGUUUUUUACUUUCUUGCCUUUCACCAACUACCUUUCUCAUUACCUCAUCAUCCCUCCUUCCCCUCCUCCUCCCUUCCUCUAAACAGGAUGAAUAACUACUGGACCAAACGCACUAGCACCAUCCAGCACACAGACACACAAUACACAGCCAGAGAGUGAAGGACUGUCCUGACCUCCACCAGACAGACACCCGCCUUAGCUUUUCUGGACUGUACAUAGAUACUCUCUCUGCUCGGCUGCUGAUCCUGUAAAAUACUAGAUGUUCCCCUCUCUCUUCUGUCUCCCUGUAAAAUAGUGUUCUAUAUUCCAUGAAGGAGAGAGCACGAAUGGACUGGAGCGCUUAAUUAUCCCAAAAAAUAGAGAGUUGGAUGUUUUAAACCAAUGGAAGAGCUGCUCCUUUUGUUCUGCUGUGAACCAGGAAGAUGACUACCAGAAAGAGAUUCAUACAGGUUGAUUAAUCUCAAAUGGCACUUUGCAGAUUUGACCACAGUUACAACUACAGUUCUGGAUACAGUUGUAGUUAUAGCUACAGUACACUGGGGGCUGGCAGAUGGACACUUGCAAACGGUCUAACUAGCUAUGUUCAGUAAAUCAAUUCACUGUUGGUUUUUAUGUGUUAGUUGAAGUGUUCCUCCUCUCACUCAGUGAGGACUGAAUCAUUUCUCCACCGUAGUCUACUACUCUUCAGUCCAGUCUAUACAUUCUACAUCCUACUACUAUUUGAGAAGAUGGGGUCAUAUUCAUUAGUCAGAAAAAGGACUGAAACAGGGAGGGACUACCUGAACUUGCUAAAUGUUUUGCUGCUGUGUGCCCUAAUGAAUAUGGCCCCAGGUGUGAAUGCUGUAUCUGGCCCUCAGUCCACUGUCUGUUUUUUAUCAUCAGAGUUCCAUCUGAACCGCUUGUAGAUUCUAUCAUUCGAGCUCACUGUUCUUUGUUGGUUUCUCCCCACAAAAAUAACAAAUAUUUUGAAAUGUUCAGUCUGAAAAAACAAACAAGAAAUCACCCUGUUAUUCAUCCACAGUGUAUGUACAGUAUGUUUAUAGUUGGUGCUGUAACAUAGGUGUUUUAUAAGUUAUUAAAAACCAAUAUUCAAGCAUCUCACAAUG
Messenger RNA from Coregonus clupeaformis (lake whitefish), 5157 nucleotides. It is a transcript of the gene rsf1a, whose product is annotated as remodeling and spacing factor 1a. NCBI's taxonomy places the organism in Eukaryota, Metazoa, Chordata, Actinopteri, Salmoniformes, Salmonidae. Gene Ontology annotation, biological process: regulation of DNA-templated transcription. Gene Ontology annotation, cellular component: RSF complex. Bases 45 to 4028 code for a protein of 1327 amino acids. The transcript has 18 exons. The record is from RefSeq and is a predicted model, not a curated record.